This is a messenger RNA of Arachis ipaensis, 1638 nucleotides long. RefSeq lists its product as uncharacterized. NCBI's taxonomy places the organism in Eukaryota, Viridiplantae, Streptophyta, Magnoliopsida, Fabales, Fabaceae. Gene Ontology annotation, molecular function: DNA helicase activity. The record is from RefSeq and is a predicted model, not a curated record. Gene Ontology annotation, biological process: DNA repair; telomere maintenance.
AUGGAUAAUAAGAAUGUGGUUCCAUACAAUGCAUAUCUACUGAUGUUUUAUCAAGCACUUGUUAAUGUAGAAUACAGCAACAAGUCAAAUGUUAUCAAAUAUUUAUUCAAGUAUGUGAAUAAAGGUCUAGACAGGGUAGCAGUAGGAGUUUCAAAGGAAACUUCCAGUGGAGAGGAUGCUCAGAGAUGGUCUUUAGUGACGAGAUUAACCUUUUAUUUUCCUGGAGAGCAAAAUAUCAUCUUUAAAAAUGAUGGCGAUCUUGAGAAAAUCGUGGAAGAAGAGGAAGAAAAAUGUACGAUGUUCUUAGCAUGGACGGAGGCCAACAAAGAAUUUGAAGCAGGUCAAACUUUGACAGCGGUUGCACAUGAUAUGAUUCUAUUAGGACAGUUAAUGGGAUUACAUUCUAACUUCCAAGAUGCUUGCUAUUCCAUCGGACUACUGUGUGACGAUAGGGAAUUCUUUGCAGCUAUUAAUGAGGUAGCUGAACUUAUAUCUGGUCAUCAAUUGAGAAAAAUAUUUGUGUUGCUACUGAUAUCUAAUAGCGUUAGUAAACCAGAUCGUGUUUGGAAUGCAACUUGGACAUUAUUAGCUGACGAAAUACUAUACGAGAGGAGAAAAGCAUUGAAAAAUCAAGGACUAAACAUGACUGAUGACGAAUUAAAAAACCUCUGCCUUAUUGAGAUUGAGAAGAUACUCAACAGCAAUGCGAGGUCUUUAAGAAACUAUCAAUCAAUGCCAUAUCCUGAGUUGUCUGAUGUUCGUUUUUUACAGAAUAAGCUAAUAGAGGAAGAGUUAGCAUAUGACACAAAUGAGUUGACUAAUACAAACUUAUAUAAGAAACAAAAGAUGACGGAUAAGCAAAGAUUAGUAUUCACUGAGAUACUCAAUGCUGUUAUUAUAGACUCUGGUGGUUUUUACUUCGUUUAUGGGCAUAGUGGGUGUGGUAAGACAUUUAUUUGGAAUGGACUUUCUUCUACUAUUCGAUCUAGAGGAAAUAUUGUUUUAAAUGUCACAUCCAGUAGAAUUGUGUCUUUACUCCUGCCUACUGGUAGAACGGCUCAUUCUAGGUUUUCAAUACCCAUUACAAUUACUGAUGAAUAUACUUACAAAAUCAAGCAUGGCAGUUUGAAGGCUGGGCUGCUCAUCCAAAGUAGCUUAAUAAUUUGGUAUGAAGCUCGAAUGUUCAAUAAAAUAUGCUUUGAUGCACUUGAUCGAAUGCUCAGGGAUCUUAUGUCAGCCGACCAACAUAAGACACAUCAACCAUUUGGUGAUAAGGUUGUGGUUCUAGGAGGUGAUUUCAGACAGAUACUUUCGGUGAUUCCGAAAGAGUCUAGACACGAUAUAUUGUCAUUAGCUAUCAACUCAUCCCAUUUGUGGUCGUUUUGUAAGGUUCUAAAGCUGCAUACGAACAUGAGGCUUCUAAUGUCUUAUUCAGAUCAACAUGGUGAAAUAUUAGUUAGUGAUGAGUUAGAAGUUGAAAUUCCAAAUGAUCUGAUGAUUACAACUGUUGAUGACCCUCUCUUUCAUUUGGAAGAUUUUGCAUAUCCAGAUUUGUUACAAAACAUGUCAGAUUACGGGUAUUUUCAGAGUAGGACAAUUCUUACACCCACGCUUGAGAGUGUCGAGAAUGUAAAAUGA